Molecule: messenger RNA, 1770 nt
Organism: Leptinotarsa decemlineata (Colorado potato beetle)
Lineage: Eukaryota; Metazoa; Arthropoda; Insecta; Coleoptera; Chrysomelidae
Gene: Mon1
Product: vacuolar fusion protein MON1 homolog
Biological process (GO): protein targeting to vacuole; endosome to lysosome transport via multivesicular body sorting pathway
Cellular component (GO): Mon1-Ccz1 complex
Source: RefSeq, a predicted model, not a curated record
AAUGUCACUGUCACGAAUGUCACUUAUUGAAGGUUAGAAUUAUGAAAAACAGCUAUAUUUUUUUCAAAUUCAAAUGAAAAAUUAACAAAAUUUUGUAACCACUUCCAAAUAAACAUGGCCAAUGUUGAAGUAGAGCCUGGCGCGGCUGCGGAAAGUGUCUUAGUGGCAACAGAUGCAUUUGAUAACAUGGAUCAAAUGAGCUCCAGCCUAAAGGAAAUAAAAAAUACAAAUUCCGUACCCCAAGGUGAAGAAUCCAAUGAUAAUACCAACAAUGAAACUUUUGAAGAUGCCUCUAGCUCAAUAGAAAAUGAUAAUUCCCAAGAAGAUCAUGAACUGAAUAGCGACUGGAUAAGUAAAGAGAAACAUAUCUUUGUACUGAGUAUGGCUGGAAAACCAAUAUAUUCACGCUAUGGCAAUGAAGAUAAACUGGCUUGGCUUUUUGGUGUGAUGCAAACUCUUGUUAGUUUUGUUCAAUACGGAGACGACUGCAUCAGAAGCAUCCAUGCUGGAAAUACACAUUUCGUCUUUUUAGUUAAGAAGCCGUUAAUUCUAGUUGCAGUCUCAAAAACUGAAGAAAGUGACAACCAGUUGAUAGCUCAACUGAACUAUGUGUUCAACCAAAUAACAAGUAUUUUAACUCUCACUCGCCUAAAUAAAAUAUACGAACAGAGGCAAAAUUAUGAUUUAAGGAGACUGCUCUCUGGUGUAGAAAGACUUAUUGACCAUUUAUUGGAUCUAUACGAGAAAGAACCGUCAUUUUCUUUGGGAGCAGUGCAGUGCCUUCCUCUUUCAUCUUCUGUUAGAGAGACUAUCAGUUCAUCAAUUGUAGCAUCAUGUAAUAAAAUCAAGAACUUAGUGUUUGCAAUUUUAUUGGCAAACAACAAGUUGAUAACUCUGGUAAGAAUGAAGAAAUACUGCCUGCAUCCUGCUGAUUUGCACCUGAUCUUCAACCUAGUUCAGGCUUCCGAAAGUCUGAAAAACUCCGAAAGCUGGACCCCCCUUUGCCUACCGAGAUUCGACUCUAGUGGCUUCCUUUACGGUCACGUGUCCUACCUAGCCGAAGACUGUCAAGCCUGUCUGCUGCUUCUGACAGUCGAAAGGGAUAUAUUCUUCACCUUAAGCGACGCUAAGCAAAAAAUCGUUGAAAAGUUGAGACGAGCCAACUGCUUGGAGGCGAUAAACGAAUCGAUGAACUCUCAGGAGGAUAGUUGCGCCAGCGCGGGUUUCCCGGAACUCAGGCAUUACCUUUACAAGUGUAAGUCUACGGCCCAGUUCCAUCAGCCCAUCCUAAGCGCGCCCUACACGCAUUCGAAGCCUCACCUCAUACGAAUCUACAAGAGGGCUAAUCAAAUGUUGCACAACGUUUCACGGCCGCUGAAGUUGGUUUUCGAGCGGAGCUCUCGAGAAGCGGUUCUAGCGUGGGAAACUAAAGGCUUCGAGUUGUAUGUUGUUUUCGAGCCUUUGGUAGACACAGGCGUUGCCAUUAAUAUCAUAGGAAAGUUGUUGAACUGGAUAAAAAAGCGCGAAGACAAGCUCUUUCAUUUGAACGCUCCGACCUUCUGAAACAGUGUAUUAUAUAAUAAUUUUUGUAUAUAUUAGUAGUUGUAUAGUAGUUGUAUUAUUGAAGAAUUCAGGCUGUAUUUUGUAUGUAUAUUUUGCAGCUAGAACACUUCCUCAGUCACGAAAAGGAAGAUGAUUUUGACUUUGGCUGAAGUUGUUUUUUAAUUUUAAGUCUAUUUAAAUAGAAUAAUAAACAAGCACUAUGUAGAA